AUGUCACCAGCGUUCUGCGGCACAAUCAUAACUACUCCCACCCCUUCGCCGCGUGACCCAUGCGUGUGGUGCGAGGACAUGAGUUUCGGACCGAGCGGAUGCUCUAUUGCAGGGUCGGGGCGCUCCAGGUACGUGUGCUCCUCUAUAGACUGCGUUAAGGAGCUGCACGCUCGUACGCUACCACGCCAGCCCGACGCACGGCAGCCAUUCGGAUUCGGCAUCUGUGCCUGCGUCGGCCGGUUGUUCGCGUGGCAGAAGGCCCAAGUCACGCUUAUCCACCUGAUGUAG
This is a messenger RNA of Phanerochaete carnosa HHB-10118-sp, 288 nucleotides long. RefSeq lists its product as uncharacterized. Bases 1 to 288 code for a protein of 95 amino acids. The record is from RefSeq and is a predicted model, not a curated record. Gene Ontology annotation, molecular function: monooxygenase activity; heme binding; iron ion binding. NCBI's taxonomy places the organism in Eukaryota, Fungi, Basidiomycota, Agaricomycetes, Polyporales, Phanerochaetaceae. The transcript has 3 exons.